Racocetra fulgida is the source of this 216-nucleotide messenger RNA. The record is from the annotation of a GenBank genome assembly. Lineage: Eukaryota; Fungi; Glomeromycota; Glomeromycetes; Diversisporales; Gigasporaceae.
UUAUUAAGCCCUAUACCAAAUCAUGAAGCCGGUCCAGGCCCUGCAACCCAAGCUUACAGAGAAAGGGUUCAAAAAAAAGAGUACGCUCCUGAAGAGAAUUUUCAAUCAAUCUGUGAAAUAGAAAAUGGCAUUGUAGAAAAAGAACCUCCCUCUGAAGAAAUAAAAUUUCUGAAAAAAAGACCUGAUACAGAAAGGCUAUAUAAAAGUUUGGAUGCU